AUGAUUCUGGACUACCCUUUGCGUCACAGGGUCCGUGAUUGCGUCUCUUGCCCUUCGACGGCACCUCCCUGUGAUUGCCCAGGCGAGCAACAAUGCUACGUCAUCUCUCAGAGCUGCAAUGCUUGCACCUCCCUCACGUGCAUAAGCGACACGACCGCCUCCUCUCACGAUGGCAUCUCCGCGGGUGUCAUUGGCGGCGUCAUAGCCGGUGCAAUAGUAUCAGUGUUGCUUCUCCUUAGCCUCUUCAUCCUCUCGCGACGCAGACGGCGACAACAUCAAAACUCUCAACACCUAACCGUCCGUGUCCCGGAAGAGCUGUCCAUGAUCAGCGCAGGAAACACGAUCAAAGCUAUUCUCGUACCAGUAGAUCCAUUCUCGAGGUCCCAAUCCGAUAAAACGUCUUCUCAGAUGGACGAGAAGGCGUAUGGAGGGGGUAUGGGAUAUGGUGGACCCGGAGAGCGAGAGGACGGAGAGAGCGAUGCUGUCGCCCUGGACACCUGA
This is a messenger RNA of Peniophora sp. CBMAI 1063, 501 nucleotides long. The record is from the annotation of a GenBank genome assembly. NCBI's taxonomy places the organism in Eukaryota, Fungi, Basidiomycota, Agaricomycetes, Russulales, Peniophoraceae.